Cornus florida is the source of this 1471-nucleotide messenger RNA. RefSeq names its product extensin-like. Gene Ontology annotation, biological process: plant-type secondary cell wall biogenesis. Bases 44 to 1207 code for a protein of 387 amino acids. The transcript has a single exon. NCBI's taxonomy places the organism in Eukaryota, Viridiplantae, Streptophyta, Magnoliopsida, Cornales, Cornaceae. The record is from RefSeq and is a predicted model, not a curated record.
UCCAUUCAUUGCAUCCUAGUGUUGGUAACAUUGUCAUUAGAAAAUGAGUCUCCGCAAGAGAAUUGACAUGGCUUAUCCAUACUAUUCUCCUCCUCCACCAGCGUUGCCGCCGCCACCACCUGCUUGUGUCACGGCGCAACCGCCACCACCGCCACCACCACCACCACCUGCAUGCACGCCACCACCGCCACCACCACCACCACCUGCAUGCACGCCACCACCACCACCUCCACCUGCAUGUAGUACGCCGCCGCCACCACCACAAACACCACCUUGUCAGUGCGUCCAACCACCUCCCGUUGCUUCGCCACCAAACCCUAGUGGUGGUCCGGUUCCACCACAAUCACCAACUCCACCGCCACCACAUCACUUGCCACCACCAAUACCACCACCAACUAGCAGACCACCACCACCGAUUAGCGGCCCACCACCAAAAUGGCAACCACCAACAGCACCACCACCAACAACACCGGGUCAACCACCACUUGCUGCACCUCCACCAAAGUUGCAACCAACACCACCAGGUCAACCACCACAUGCUGCACCACCACCAAAGUUGCAACCACCAACACCACCAGGUCAACCACCACAUGCUGCACCACCACCAAAGUGGCAACCACCAACACCACCAGGUCAACCACCACAUGCUGCACCACCACCAAAGUUGCAACCACCAACACUACCAGGUCAACCACCACAUGCUGCACCACCACCAAAGUGGCAACCACCAGGUCAGCCACCACAUGCUGCACCACCACCAAAGUUGCAACCACCAACACCACCAGGUCAGCCACCACUUGCUGCACCACCUCCUACAAUACCUACACCAAACUACUCAAUCCCACCACCACCAUCAAACGUUCUAAUACCGCCGCCGCCUCCAGGAGGAGGAGGCAACAACCACACAACCGUCAUAGUGGUGUGUGUCUCUCUUGGUGGUUUAUUCUUCUUGGCAUUCCUUGCAGUUGGCCUCUUCUGCUUCGCUAAGAAGAAAAAGAAGCCCAUACUGGUCCCAGCAGCAGCUGCUUGUGUCGAAGAGCAACCUGCUUGCCCCGAGGAGCCACCGCCGCCGUGUGCUGAAGAAACUGAGGCUGUGGCAGUAGUAGUUGAGGAGGACUAUGGCCAAAUUCAUGAAGUUGGAGGCAUUUCCAGUUAUGGUAGUUCACAACCCGGUGUCGCAGGGGCUGCAAGUAGUAGUCAUGCAUAAUCAAGCCAUCGGCAUUAAUGUGGUUAAAGAUCAUACAAUCUGCUUGCAUUUUAGCUCUGCUUAUUGGAAGUGUCUUUUUUUGUUUGCUUCUUGUAGGGUUUUCUUGAAUUGGAAAACACACACACACAUACCAUUUGUUGAUCGAUAGAAGUGUAUAGUACAUGUCACAUAUCUGUCCACCCUCUUCUGCAAAUUCUGGAUUAAAUAUUGUCUGAUGGGUUUGUAUUCAUUUGAUUGAAUAUUGUAUUGUAUUAUAUUUGUUCA